Messenger RNA from Ipomoea triloba (trilobed morning glory), 747 nucleotides. RefSeq lists its product as uncharacterized. The record is from RefSeq and is a predicted model, not a curated record. Lineage: Eukaryota; Viridiplantae; Streptophyta; Magnoliopsida; Solanales; Convolvulaceae. Bases 1 to 747 code for a protein of 248 amino acids. The transcript is spliced from 2 exons.
AUGCUUGAAGCUCUUGGCUUUGCUGCCAGGUGGGUCGAUUUAAUUAUGCUUUGUGUCACUACGGUUUCCUAUAAUUUUUUAAUUAAUGGAACCCCCAGCGGAGAGGUUGUUCCAACCCGGGGAAUUCGCCAAGGAGACCCGCUCUCCCCAUAUCUGUUUAUUAUGUGUGCAGAGGGACUUUCCUUAUUACUACAGAAGGCUCAGACGCAGGGUUCUAUUCAUGGCUGUAGAGUGGCUAGGGCAGCUCCCCCGGUCUCUCAUUUAUUCUUUGCAGAUGACAGUCUCUUAUUCUUCAGAGCUAAUGCCCAGGAGGCAGGAACGACUGUGCACAGGGAAGAAGUGAUGGCAGUGCUAGGGGUUGAUCAAGCCCCGAAUUUUGGAAAGUACUUGGGCUUGCCCGCUUUUGUGGGUAGGAACAAAAGGGCGGUGUUUUCAUAUAUCGAGGACAAGAUCAAGCAGCGAGUAGGGUCUUGGAAUAAGAAGCUACUCUCACAGGCUGGUAAGGAAAUACUGUUAAAGAGUGUUGCCCAGGUUAUGCCUACUUUCUCAAUGAGUGUGUUUCUUCUCCCUGAGUCGGUGUGUCUAUCUAUUGAGAGGACAAUGAAUCGAUUUUGGUGGGGCUCCGGGACUGACAGAAGGAUACACUGGAAUGCUUGGGACCGCUUAUGUAUACCCAAGAAAUUUGGUGGUCUGGGUUUUAAGGAUCUCCGUGCUUUCAAUUUGGCUAUGUUGGGCAAGCAAGCCUGA